UCAAUCGUCUCCUCCAUCACAUUCGUCGUGGUCGUCGUCGUCGUCGUGCUUUUAAUUUUGCUACGUUUCAGCCAGGCAAAGUAAUUAAAAAAGGCCAGAAAGGACCUCCGGAAAGUGCUACCCAAAGUGUAAUCCAAUCCGUUCGCUUGAAACUACCUGUGAAAAUUGCGUGCCAAGUUCGAACAGCUCCUUUGCCAGCUAGUAGUGCGUGCCAGCAGAAGCAAGAGGGGUGUCUCGUUUUGGAAGCAACCUUUUUCCGAGAAGAAAAAAGCGAACCAGGAAGAAGAAACACUCGAAGCAUUAGGUAUGGCCAGCUACCACCAGAGCCAUCAUCGUGAGCGCCGGGGAGGCGGUGGAGGAGGAGGAAGUGGUAACAGGCACCACAAUAAUCAACAUCAUCAUCAUCAGCAACACCAUCGGCACCAGCAGAACAAUACUAGUAGUGACGGAAGUAUCCUCAGCACCAGCAGCAGCACUGGCAAUAUGAAGCAUUCGUCCCUGUCGGAAUCAUCGGAACAGAACGAUACGGUUUGUGUGGUCUGCUUCAAGCCGAUCCUGUUCUACGCCAUCGGCGAGUGUGACCAUCUGUGCUGUUUCGAGUGUUCGACCCGGAUUCGGGUACUGUGCAGGCAGAAUGACUGUCCGAUCUGUCGUCGCGAUCUGGCCAAGGUGAUCUUCUCGAAGACGCUCGCCCCGUACAAGGAGCUGGACGUGAAGAAUCGGUCCGGGCUGUACGACAAAAAGUAUCGGAUCUGCUUCACCGAUCCGGACGUGCAGCAGGCGUUCUUCGAGCUGUUGGAUAACAAGUGUCCCAGAUGCGACAAGAAGAACAUUCCCAAGUUCGACAUACUGCGGGAGCAUGUCCGCAAGUUCCACGAACUGUUCUACUGCGACAUCUGCACCGAGCACCUGAAAAUCUUCUCGUCCGAGCGGCGGUGCUACUCCCGGCAGGACCUGGCCAUCCACCGGCGGAUAGGCGACCCGGACAACGUCGGCCACCGGGGACAUCCGCUGUGCGAGUACUGCGACAAGCGCUUCCUGGACAAGGACGAACUGUUCCGGCAUCUACGGAAGGAGCACUUCUUCUGCCACUUUUGCGACGCCGAUGGGACUAACUACUUCUACGGUGACUACGAAUCGCUGCGGGAUCACUUCCGGCAGGAGCACUACCUGUGCGAGGAGGGCGACUGCGAGCAGGAACAGUUUACGGUGGUGUUCCGGUCGGAGAUCGAUUUGCGGGCGCAUCGUGCUUCGGCUCACGGCAAGAGCAUGAACAAGUUGGCCAACAAGCAGACGCGAACUUUAGAGCUGGAAUUUAGCUACGCUCCGCGGAAUCGGGACGGUGGAGGCCCUGGGACGGGUCAAUCGGGCAGUGGUCCCGGAGGUGGCGGUAGAAACCAUCAUCGAGGUGGCAAUGAUCGUGGUGGUGGUGGUGGGGGCAAUGGAGGAGGUGGCGGCGGUGGGAAUCGUGGCGGAUACGAUGCAGAGAGAGAUUUCGAUGCGUUCUUAGGUGACGCGAUGCCCAUGCAGCAUCCUCCCAAGCGGAUAGAUGCCAGCAGCGAACAGGACUUCCCGUCUUUAGGUGGAACCGGUGGUAAUCCGGUGUUCCGGCCAAACAAUGUAUCCAUACGGCAGCGGGUGUUCGGCGCCGCCGGUUUGGCUCGGACGAAAGAAAACUUCCCCGCCCUCGGAUCCGAGGGCGGGGACGGACCAGGAUCGGCCAGCAUCAAUGAAGGCUUUAGUAGUAAAAUUACCGCCAGUUCUCUGUUGAAACCUAGUCAACCAAUGACCAGUAGUAGUGGUGGUGGUGGUGGUGGUGGUAGUGGCAGCAGUGGCAGUGGUUCCGGACCAGGCAGGAGUCAGGGAGGCCAAGCAUCGAAACCGAGCACCAGUAUGAUGAUUCACGUGUCGAAUCGACCGCCGAGUGCGGCUACUUCGAGUGGUGCUAAAAAGUCCAACGUUGCCGCCGAUUUUCCUGCCUUGCCGGGAACCAGCAGCAAAUCCGGCAACAAGAACAAGGAUCUCUACGCCGACAUGGAAGUUAGCAGCAAUGGGAUGGUCAACCUGAAUGCGAUCUCCGCGAAGCACCGCGCCAUGGUGGACGACUACGUCUCCGUGUCCAGUAUGGUGCAGAAGGUGGCCACCGUGGCACCGCCGAAGGAAACCAGGAAGGUUGCUCAAAAUGUGCUCCCGAGUGUGGACUCGGUCAAGGCUUUCCCAACGCUGGGUGAUUCUGGCGGCGGCGUCGGUGGCGGCGGUGGUGGCAGUAAACCGGCAAAGUCCGCUCAGUGGGUGGUGGCCAACAAGGUGAACUCAUCGUCUUUCUCCGGAAGCGGAGGAGCCUCCGCCAAUGUGUCUUCCAAGAAGAAACCAACUCCUGCGCCGAAUUUGAAGGAGGAAAGCACGUUUGUAAAUUUGAAUGCUUUAACGGGGAAAAAGUCCGCUGGGGGUGAGGGUUCCGGAUCCGGUUCCGGUUCUACGGGAAAGGAAAAGGGAGCCAACGAUAAGAAAAAUAAUAACGAUCAGACCCAAAUCAAGCAGCAGGGCAAGGGAAAGGAGAAGAACAAGACCAACAAGGAAAACGAAUCUUCUUCGAUGGGUGACAACUUUCCGGCACUGGGAAGUCAGCGGAUUUCGGAUUUUGCGCUGGCGAAUCUUGGCGGGGGCGGUGGUCCGAAGCGAGGUCCUCCCGGAUUUGAAAAUGUUAGUGUAAAUAAUAGCAGUAGUGGUAGUAAUAAUAAUAACAGUAGCAGCAGCAGCAACAACGGGGGUAGCAAUGGAGUUCGUAAGGUUCCUGCCCCUCCGCCUGGUUUUAGCAAUGUGACCUUGAACUCAGUGGCCAGGAACACCAACAGUCUGACCUUCACCAGUUCAAGCGGUGAGAGUUACAAUAUUUUGCCAGGAACGCAUAGCUUCGUGGCUCCGUCCAAUGCGAGCAAGCGAAAUCAGAACCUAGUGACACACUUCCAGCGGGCGCUUAAGAAUCCGGAAGCGCUGAGCGAAUUCCGUACCAUUUCGCAAAUGUUCCGCGACGGCAUGUACAAUCCGGGUCCGUACUACGAGCACUGCAAGGCUGCCUUAGGCGAGAGGUUUGCCGAUAUCUUCCCCGAACUGGUGGCCCUUCUGCCUAAUAUCACCAAACAGCAGGAACUGUACCUGGUCUACUGCCAGGAGGCCAAGAAUCGACCGAAGAGCGCCGGUUUCGGCCAGAAGGGUGGUGGCAAGUCGUCCAUCCCUCAGCUAGAGGUUUGCCAGGUGUGCAAGCAGGUCCUGGUGCGGGACGAUCUGACGGAACACUUCCAGUCGCACUACAUGGAGAACAACUUCCCCAAGCUGGGCGCCAACGGCAAGCCGCUAGAGGAUGGCAAGGUGUCGUCGGCUGCCUGGCGGAAAUAGCGGUAAAUACUGACAUGUUUUUUUGAAAAUAAUUUCCUUGUGCGCUUCAUGUUAAAAAUGAGAUCAACCGCAAAAGCAAACAUAUAAACAAAAUCGAAUGUUCGUUGUGCUUCUUUUUCACGGAAGGCGAAAAGUGAGAUAGCAGUUCGGAUCAUUUUGUUUUUUAUCAAAGCUUAACGAGAUUUUUCCACCACAUUGGUAAGUAUAACUCACAGUUGAUUGAAUUUCAAUGUUUUUUGAUUUAUUAGUGGGAAGUGAGAACAAUAAUUAGCCGGCUGAAAUUUAAAAUUGCCUGAUAGCUUGAGUUUUUUUUUCUUCAAAUUCAAUCAAUCUAAAAUGGGUAUAGAUUACAUAAGGUCGCUUUCUAAUGCGGUGUACAAACUGGCAAAACGUAGACAGGAAAAUCCUAUUAUUACCUAUUUAAAAAUAAUGCAAUGUAAAUAUAGAUUUUCAGUUCAAAAGUAAAAGAUAUAUACAUACCUAAAAGAACAACAACAAACAAACGCUACCAUUUUAGAGGGUAAUAAAUAAAAGUGGUUGUACACGCUUUAUGGAAUUU
Messenger RNA from Ochlerotatus camptorhynchus, 3955 nucleotides. Its product is annotated as E3 ubiquitin-protein ligase ZNF598. The transcript is spliced from 6 exons. The coding region runs from base 307 to 3396 and encodes 1029 amino acids. The record is from RefSeq and is a predicted model, not a curated record. Gene Ontology annotation, molecular function: ubiquitin protein ligase activity; ribosome binding. Gene Ontology annotation, biological process: rescue of stalled cytosolic ribosome; protein ubiquitination. Lineage: Eukaryota; Metazoa; Arthropoda; Insecta; Diptera; Culicidae.